GGUCAUCGAACCGGGGUUACUGUUCUACCACGAAGACCACUGGUGGUGAUGUCUUUCUGAUAAACCGAUUCUUUAUUCUGUCAUAUAAUCUCUACAAACUGACAGAGUAACAGCCACAUGAUGGAAACAGAGUGAGUAGACACAGAAAGAGAAAACAAGACGAUUGUUGCUGCUAGGAAAUAAAUGGCGAUUCCGAUGACAAGAAUAAUGGUUCCUCAGGCAAGCUCUUCGCUUCGUCUCUCCCAUCUAACUCUAUCCAAACCCACUCGCGUUGAUUCCCUCUGCCGCUGUGCUCCAUCAGAACUCCAACCACUUCGGUCUGGACUCUCUCUGUCUGCAGGAGUUCACGCUAUCCCGCAUCCAGAUAAGGUAGAGAAAGGUGGGGAAGAUGCUCUCUUUGUAAGUAGCUAUAGAGGUGGUGUCAUUGCUGUGGCGGAUGGUGUUUCCAGCUGGGCUGAACAAGAUGUUGACCCUUCCUUGUUCUCAGAAGAGCUCAUGGCUAAUGCUUCUCGUCUAGUUGAUGAUGAAGAGGUGAGAUAUGAUCCUGGUUUCCUAAUUGACAAAGCUCAUACCGCAACUACUUCCAGAGGUUCUGCUACAAUUAUUGUAGCCAUGCUUGAGGAAGUUGGUGUUCUGAAAAUAGGCAAUGUUGGAGACUGUGGACUUAAGCUUCUCCGACAAGGCCAGAUCAUUUUCUCGACUACUCCACAAGAGCAUUACUUUGACUGUCCCUAUCAACUUAGCUCUGAAGGGUCUGCUCAAACAUAUCUAGACGCCUCGCAGUUUAACGUAAUGGAAGUAAAGAAAGGAGACGUGAUCGUGAUGGGUUCAGACGGGCUUUUCGAUAACGUAUUUGAUCAUGAGAUUGUUAAUAUAGUGACCAAACAUGCAGAUGUGGCUGAAUCAUCGAGAUUACUAGCUGAAGUGGCGAGUAGCCAUUCAAGAGAUCCAGGCUUUGAGUCUCCAUAUGCACUGGAAGCAAGAGCCAAGGGGUUUGAUGUUCCGCUCUGGAAGAAGGCAUUGGGAAUGAAGCUUACAGGAGGGAAGCUUGAUGAUGUGACUGUAAUCGUUGCCCAAGUGGUGGACUCUUGAGUCUUAAGUGAUCAUUUUUCUCAUUAUUCUUUUGUAAAAUGAAACUUGUCAUUUGUAUUGGAGCAUCUUAUCAAAGAAAUUGAAUCUUUAUCCUUGUGAA
Molecule: messenger RNA, 1192 nt
Organism: Raphanus sativus (radish)
Lineage: Eukaryota; Viridiplantae; Streptophyta; Magnoliopsida; Brassicales; Brassicaceae
Product: probable protein phosphatase 2C 26
Exons: 10
Coding region: 184-1092 (302 amino acids)
Source: RefSeq, a predicted model, not a curated record